UUAUGAUUGGCAAACGGUAAAUUUCAUUCCAAACCAAUCAUCGAUAAACUCUGAAUGGGCAAUAUACUGAUCUAAUGUAUCAAACGUAAUACAUUAGUGAUAAAUCAAAGGAUUUCUGACUCAUUCUCCCUGAAAACAGAUUAAAAUGCACGUGUUAUGUACUUAGAAGAUUGUAUGUACACCUAAACUUAUAUUGAUGUACCAUCUGUUACACUUCUAAUCCUGAAAUCGGAAUGAUUACUUACCUUAAACGACGUUUCUCUUCAGGAGAUUUACAGGGUGAGUUAGCUGACAAGCGUAUGCAAGAAGGAUUACCCAGUUUUCUACGAUUCGGAUCUUCUACUCAAGCUGAACAGCCACAUCAACAGUACUCGCAGCACAAUUCAAACAUCCACCCUGGAGGACAAGGAGUGCAAAUAUAUGCAAACCAACCCCAAGAUGCUAAUUCAGUACGACCACUAAACUAUGAUUCAAAGCAUGUUUCAGCAACUGGUGUGUUUGAUCACACGGCUGGUGCUCACGCAAGUACAGCAACAACUACACCUAAUUACAUUCAUGGAUCCAUGGGUCGUGGACGUGGUGCUUAUCCAAGUGCUCCAACUUCACCAACGAGAUCCACUGGGCUUAGUGCCUCUCUUAUGGGUCCAAUGGGGAGUUUAACAGGUCAAAUAUCGAACACGAUUAUGCGUGGUUUCAAUACCGCGGCUUCCACCGCUCAGAACAUAUCUGGAAAAAUAUCUUCUAAAGACCACCAGAAGAUACUUUUAGUCAUAGAUGACACUCAGACAGACUGGUGUAAAUACUUCAGAGGUAAGAAGAUUAUGGGUGAUUGGGAAAUAAAAGUAGAACAAGCUCAGUUUUCAGAGAUCACAAUGACAGCCUAUAGUGAUAAUGGUUGCGUCGUCAGUAUCUAUCAUGAUCAAAUUCCUUCCAAACCUCUCAGAUCAUUUAAACCUGACUUUGUGCUUAUUCGACAACAUCCCAGUGAAUCAAAUGAAGAUUGGCAACCAAUACUAACAGGACUUAUGUAUGGUGGAACACCCUGUAUGAAUACUUUGCAUGCGGUGUACAAUAUGAAAAAUCGGCCAUGGCUUUUUGCUCAUCUCCUAAUGCUCAGAAAUCGAUUGGGCAAGGAAACCUUUCCGCUAAUAUCACAAACAUAUCACACAAGUCAGAAAGAAAUGAUUGUAGCACCAUCAUUCCCAGUCAUCGUAAAAGUCGGACACGGUCAUCGUGGCGAGGGCAAGGUGAAAGCCGAUACGCCAUUUAUUUAUCAAGAUUUAGUUGGCCUUAUGAUUUCUAGUCAAACAUAUGCUACUACAGAACCAUUCAUAGAUGCAAACUGUGAUCUUCAUGUACAAAAAAUUGGUACCAACUAUAAAGCAUUCAUGCGUAAGGCAAUUUCUGGAAACUGGAAAUCAAACACUGGAUCAGCGCUAUUGGAAAAAGUUCCCAUGAAUGAUAAAUUUAAGUUAUGGAUAGAUGAAGUAUCUCGUCUGUUUGGAGGCUUGGAUAUCUGCUCCAUUGAUGCUUUACAAUCAAAGAGUGGUGAAUAUUUUAUUUACGAGGCGAAUGGUUCAGAUAUGACUCUUUAUGGGGAUGGACAAGAAAUUGAUCGAAUGGAAAUUGCUGAAUUAGUAAUUCAACGUAUGCAAUCAUUGGUCCAUUCGGUUUCACUUCCAAAAGCUCCGAGUUUGCAGUCAAUUGGUCGAACAGUUGAAAUAGAUCGUACAACAGGUAUGAGUACGACUGCUUCAGCUUCUGUUCUUCAACCUAAUACAGGAGCUACUAUAUCACAACCUACUUAUAUUUCAUCAUCACAAAAUCUUUCAUCCUUCACACACACUCAACAAGAAAACGUUCAGCAAAACUUGCAGCCUCAGAUACCUCAAAAAUACCCACCGGUUACAAGUGGUUCUUUGAUUGGAGAGCCAAUAGGAUCAGUUAGCCCCGCACUCGGUAAAUAUUCAGAUACUGGUUCAGGAAAAAGUUUCGGUUCGUCUACCGGUUCAUUAUCUUCAAGAAGUGAUACCCCACAUCAGACUGCGUUUAGUACACCAACCACGACCCCAGCAAAUCGAGGAUUCAGCACUACAAUGGAAAUUGUGGACUCUGGGUACCGUUCUGUUUCUAGUGGCCUACCUAACACACAAAAUACACCAAAUGCCAACUAUUCUUCUCAUGCAUGGAACCAGAGUUCUUCCUCUGGAAUAUUUAGUCCUUCUAAGAUAUUCCCUAUGGAUUCAGCUACAAAAUCUAACCUGACAAAUCAGCAGUUUCCCACUGCAUUUGAUACGUCAGAAUGUUCUACUGGAAGCAAGUUAAUGAGUUCGCCUCAACAGUCUUUUGGAUCCUCAUUCAGCUCUAAUAUAUCAUCUAGCAGCGAAAGACCUAGCAGUGCUUUCGGUGAGAAAACAAUGAAUCAAAUGACUGCUGGACCUAAUCGCCCAGAUGUCCCCCCAAGACAAACUUCAUUACGUACUGGACCAAGCACUGAAGAUACAGAUGAUACUAUGAAAAAUCUGCGCAAAACAUUUGCUGGAAUUUUCGGUGAUUUAUGAAAGCAAAUAAAAGUUUAACUAUCCUAUACUAUUAUAUAUUUAUCAUGUUAUCAAAUGAUUGUCGUUGUAACACUGAAUUGUCUAACUCUGAUUAUUUGCUUCAUUUCAAUUUAAUUCCUCUCGUCAUUUAAACUCGUUCCGUUAACAUUGACAGUUCAGCAAAACUGAAUUUUUGCUGACACUGAUAUCAUAUACAGUAAUUCCGUAUUCCAGUGAGUCUGUAUUUCAUUUGGUACAGCUGAAUAACAAUUACUUACUGAUUGAUCUCAUUUCAUUCUCAACUUUCAUCUAAUAGCAAAACAACGUCGUAUGAACAUUGAUUCACAUAUGCACAAAACGACAUAGGGCUUAACAUCACAUAGAAAACACUUAAUCUUCAAGUAAUCUAACCUAUGGGAUAACUGUCAUUUUCAUCCAACAAGUUAUUUACUACUCUCAAUUAUUUAUCUGCAUACAUUCAAAAAUGUCCUCACAUGUGAUUCUUCUUUUAAGACCUUUCCCCGCAGGAACAUCUAUUGACUACUGAUUUUCAAAAUAUCUAUUUAUCCCUUCGUGUGACGUUGAUAAUGUCCAAUGGAUUACUUCCUCCUUACUUAUUGCUUAAAAGGAAUAAUGACAAUAAAUUUUUAUUUCGAGAACACUGAGUUUUGUUAUAAAAAGAGUUGAUUUCAUCCUCCAAUGGAAUUAAAGUAGAAAGUGAUUGAACACGAGGUUGCGAGCAAUAAAUAAAAGUAAAACCAACAAAGAUAAAAACUGGUAUGGAUUUUGUAAACCAAACCUUUCUUUGUUUAUAGACAGUGAUGGUUAGCAUGCCAUUUCAACAUUUUCAGUGUUUGAUGAAUUUAUCUUCUUGCUUUCAAUUACGGAUACUACUUCGUCGCAUGUUCUUUGAAUCCUAAUCCAGAUAAUCAACACAUCUAUUGCUUUUAUCAUAAUUACUUGGAGCUGCAGUUCCUUGGCUUUGAGAUUCGACUUUCAGACAGUGGGUUAUGGGCCUGAAGCUUGUCGGUUAGUACGAUUCGCUCUAAUACAAUAUUUAUGGGGAUUGCCGAUCCCAUGAAUGUGAACCUGGUUGCUAAAUGCAUUUUGAUUCAUACAACAGUCUUAUACACUUCUUCAGUCUUAAAUCCUUAUCAGGCUUCUUAUUUAUUAGAAACUGUGCUGUUCACAACGCCAUGUAUCGUAUUUACUUCAUUCACAUUUCACUAUCAAUUUAAAGAUCCCAUUCAACCGUUUCAUACUUUCACUGGAUUUUUCAGCCCUUUUUUAACCCUUAUGCCUCACCAUAGCACGCUGAAUAUAUAGAAUAAUUAACUGAGUAACUUUACAGAAGUUUGUUAAUUCAUUAGACCCUUCCUUCACCUUUGGUUCUUGCCUUAAACCUAACUUAUGAUUAGUUGAACUGAAAUUUGGAAAUAUUUUUCAGCCUCAGCGAUCUGUGUUUCAGCGAUUUAUCAUUACUUCGC
Heterobilharzia americana is the source of this 4027-nucleotide messenger RNA. The record is from the annotation of a GenBank genome assembly. NCBI's taxonomy places the organism in Eukaryota, Metazoa, Platyhelminthes, Trematoda, Strigeidida, Schistosomatidae.